Messenger RNA from Mercurialis annua (annual mercury), 1217 nucleotides. RefSeq names its product NAC domain-containing protein 43-like. Gene Ontology annotation, molecular function: DNA binding. The transcript has 3 exons. NCBI's taxonomy places the organism in Eukaryota, Viridiplantae, Streptophyta, Magnoliopsida, Malpighiales, Euphorbiaceae. The record is from RefSeq and is a predicted model, not a curated record. The coding region runs from base 58 to 1092 and encodes 344 amino acids. Gene Ontology annotation, biological process: regulation of DNA-templated transcription.
ACUCAUUUUGAUAUAAAAACUGUACGAUAUAAACAUUAUCAUCUCUCUCUUAAUUAAAUGCCAGAAAACAUGAGUAUAUCUGUAAAUGGGCGAUCAAAGGUGCCUCCCGGCUUUCGAUUUCACCCUACAGAAGAGGAGCUUUUGCAUUAUUACUUGAAGAAGAAGGUUUCUUUUGAGAAAAUUGAUUUAGAUGUAAUUCCUGAUGUGGAUCUUAAUAAGCUUGAGCCAUGGGAUAUUCAAGAGAAGUGCCAAAUUGGAACUACCCAGCAAAACGACUGGUAUUUCUUUAGCCAUAAGGACAAGAAAUAUCCGACAGGCUCGCGGACAAAUCGCGCGACUGCUGCCGGGUUUUGGAAGGCUACAGGGCGUGAUAAAGUGAUAUACAGCAAUGGCAAGAGGAUCGGAAUGAGGAAGACGCUGGUUUUUUACAAAGGUCGAGCCCCACAUGGCCAGAAAUCUGAUUGGAUCAUGUAUGAGUAUCGACUCGAUGACAACAUUGUUGAAACAAAUGGUUCCAAUGUUAUGGGGGAGGCAAUGCAAGAAGAUGGAUGGGUGGUUUGCCGAAUCUUCAAGAAGAAAAAUCACCACAAAACCCUAGAUUGUUCAUUAAAUAAGUCAUCCUCCAUGAUUAUUGCAGAAACAAGGAACCAGAUGUUCAGUUCUUGUAAUGAAGGAGCUUUAGGUCAAAUACAUGAGUGCAUGGAAAAAGCAUGCAAGGAAGAAAAUGAUAAAUUCAUGAAACUUCCAAGCUUAGAGCAUUCCAGCAGCAACGGAGAUUUAAUAUCGAACCAGGUGAGUUCAAUGGUCGAACCCGCUAACUCAUAUUUAGCCGACUCUGAUCUAAACCACUGGGCAGCUCUUGACCAUCUAGUCGCUUCACAACUAAAUGGCCAAACCGGGUGGUUCAAUGAGCCCAUAUUGGCCUACUGUAACCCAACCAUAAACCAACCCAACCAUGAUUUCGAAUUCCCAACUCUGAAGCCAUCAUUUCUAUUACCAUCAAAUUAUGACGACGAGAUUGACCUAUGGAAUUUCACCAAUCGAUCCUCGUCAUCAUCGAUCGGACCAUUUGUUCCACGUUUCGAAUUCUAGUAUAUAUAUAACAGAUAAAUAAUUAAUUAUUUUAUAUAUAAUAAAAUCAUAUCAUAUAGAGUUGCUAUAUGUCAUAAUGAAGAGAACUUGAUUAUGCGAUAGUAUUAAGCGAUAAUAAAUAAAGU